GCACCCCAGAACUGGAUGCAGUGCUCCAGGUGGGGUCUCAUGAGAGCAGAGUAGAGGGGCAGAAUCACCUCCCUCAACCUGCUGGUCACGCUUCUCUUAUAUGCUUAAGCCAGAAGAUCCCGAAUGUUCAGUGACUCAAAGAUGUUUCUUUAAAUACGCUAGUAACAGGGGUUGCUAUUACAAUGACAAUUCAGAAAUUUGUAGGGUUAUCUUCAGUCGCUGCUUCUUGAUAACGAGAGUUUCAUGUUCAGUUUUGUCACCACAGACCAUCUAUUGACUGAAAAAUGGGGAAGAAAUUUUCCUUUUCCAUAGAUGACUCUGACAUUGAGCUUUGACAUUUCUUGUCAUCUUGUCAGAGGAGAAAUACCAGAGUUGGAACGCUGAUCUGAAGAGAAUAGCUGUGUUCGCUGUAGCUUCUGCCCGUUGACGGUAUCAAAGACUGUUUUGCAGGAACUGUAGCAUUCUGUGAAGCCUUGUUUAGAGGCAUUGAUUUGAAGAAGCUUGCUUUAUUUUCAAGGCUAGUCUCUUUUAACAAAUUCUUAUCUUCCGUCAGCUUAGCAUUGUUGUGUCCAUUUGUUAAUUUGUCUUUUCAGCUCUUCCUGACCUUUGUCACAAGGAUGGGAGAGCCUAAAAAGCAGCUAUGAAGUAUUUGAAUGAAAUUAGUAAGAGUUGCAGUCCGUAACACAGCAGCCCAAAUGUGCACAGUGAGUUUCUUUGUUGACGUAUAAACAUCAGUGUCAGUUUUGGUACUUGGAAGCUGGAGAUUAUAUCUCUUUUAAGUGGAAGAUGUCAGAGAGCAGUUCUUGACUUGUAACACUUUGCAUCUGGCUUUGUAAGAGUAUUCAGAAAGAAUUGAAGCGAGAAUACUCAUUUAUCUAAUAGCAUCUAGUGGAUUUUUUUCCUGUAUUUCUGAUUUGUUUCAUAAGAUAACAAAAUACCAAGGAACUUGAAAUUAAAAAAGCAGACGUUUAGCGAAAUCUGACAUGUAAGCAUACUGUUCUUGGGGCAUGGAUGUGGCUAUGUCAGCCUAUCAGCCUCACCAGUAACUAAGUGUUCCUCACAGACCAUAAACUGGAAGAGAAGAAUCUUAUUACAAAACUUUAUGAACUUAAUUACGACUUGAGUGACGUGUAAGGUUGUAGUGCAACUUGUUAACUGUUGUGUGUUCUUGCUUCUUAACAGUACGUGCUAACCAAGCGUUACUACCAUUUAGUUCUUUUGCUAUUUUGCACCUUGAAUAUGAUACAUUAGUGCCCUUGUGUUUAGAUUUACGUUCUGUAGGGAUAAACUUGCAUCAGUUUGUGAUUUUUAAGGAUUGUGCCUUUGCUGAGUUUUUCCUCUUUGAGGUUUGGAGUCUGAUUUUUAUUCAGUUCAGCUUUGUCUUGAGGUUGUUUUCAGAGAUGCCAUUUCAGCUCAGCAUGAAGUUAUACGUUUGAGUAUGUUAAGCUGAGAAAUGGCUGUAGUCAGGCGCUGUGGAUGUCAGAUGUGGUAUUGCCUCCAUCACUAACAUCUUGCUAGGCUGCAGCUAAUACUGUGUAUGGAGGUUUUAGCAGAUGGUUGUCCUCCCAGCCUGGAAGCUGGCAAGGAGUCCGUGGGCUUAGGUUGGAAGAUAGUUUUGUGUUUUAGCUGGGGAAAAUGUUUAAGUUUUCUAUGGUGUAAAUCUCUUGUAAAUAAUACAUACCGACUCUGUGCAUGCUGGGGCUUGCAGGUAUGAAAGCAUGUUCUUCUUACAGUAGCAAUGCUUCCUUAAAGGGAAGAUUCUUUUAUAUGCUGUUGGAUUAUGCUAUGUUUGCUUCUGGAGCUGGAGGAAGAUGCUGAUAACCUGCUGUAUUUCUAAAAUAAUUCAUCUGAAACGUGAGCUUCUAAUACCUACUUCCUAAGAAAUUCUAAUUCGUUCACCGGAUUACUUAAGCCUGUUGCGUAAAAUAAAAACAGAUUGUGUGUCGUGGUUAGAUUGUGCUUAUCAAUCUGCUACUUCAAAGCUUACAAAAGCUCAGCAGGUAAGUCCAAUACAUAGCAUGGUGUUAUAUGGUACCUGGCUCCCUUCUCACCAGAUGAGUGAAGCAUGUUUUUGGUCUUAAAAGUAAGGUCCCUCAAGGCAAAGAUAGCCAAACUGCAUUGAGAUCUGCCAUGGAGAGCAGUCCCUUCACUACUGGGGUCAGUGUCUGCUCCUGUGGGAGAGAAGAGAAAAUCAAGAAGGGGGAACAGUCUAAACAAAUCUUAAUUAAACAGAAGACAUAUGACUAAGAAAUGUGGCCAGUGCCAAGUUGCAUACACGUACUUUUCACAUAUAUUCUAUAAUUCCAACAACUGAUGUGUUUAAUGUGGAAUCUGUGGUCUUAAAUCUAUCCGUGUCUAGUGGCUGGAGACAUGAAUGCUUGCAUCAUCAGGCUAGAAAUCAUUUCAGUGUUUGGCUGAGCACUGGUUGUGGUCAGAGCAUGGCAGCCAAGGGUAACCCUCAUAGACUCUUCAGUCCCACGUACGUGUGGGAGAGACCGUAGCCCUAAUACUGCCCUGCUGAGUUUUGGAAGGUCCUGGGGACCCAACGCGCUGGAUUUCUAAAGGUGCAAUGAUGAGAGGGAGCUCCAGUACUGGGAGUCCUUAGUUCUGCGAAGUUUUGUCUAGGUGAGAUCCUCCUACUUGUUCUGUGAGUGAGGAGGCAGCUCAGGACUUAGUGAUGCAUGCUGUCAUUUAAAAGAGGAAAGAAGGAAAACGUGACAGGGCUGCUUCAAAACUCAAACUGCAUACAAGAAGCUUAAAAGGAAGUGCAGAAGAAUGGCUAAAAAGGUAACGCUCAGGUGGUGUGGAGGUUGUCUUAAGACACGUAUGGAAGCUCAGAAAAUGCAUGCAGCUACUUAAAAAGACGUCCAUGAAGCUGAUAGGCUCUUUGAAGAAUCUUUCUAAAGAGUGAUAGCUCUCUAAAUAAGGAAAAAAUGGGAGAUUUCUUGCCCAUCAAGUGUAACACCAUAAUGCAGUAGUCAAAUGUUUUGAAAAGCAAUUUGUUAAAAGCAAACAACUAGUAAAGAGCAACACUGAGACAGGAUUGUAAUAGGAUAGGAUCAUUGGGGCUGAAAUGAUGGAAGCGCAAAGCAAAGACAAAACCUGAUUGAAGAGCUGAGUGAGUGGUUUGUCGUUAGAAAGAAGCUUCGAGUCUUCCCAGUAGAGCUUUUGUUAAGGGUUGACUCCGAGUAACCAUCUUCUGUUGUGUUAGAGGUAAAUUGAUGAAAUUAAUAGUAAUGCUUGCUUGGCGCUACACUGAUUUUGUCCUUAAUAAAACAAAAAUAUUAAGCUACUGAGCAUUUGAAAAUGGCAUCACUUUUCCUAAAUCUUCCUUGUUUCUUGAAUGGUAGGUGGCAGACGUUAUGGUUAUCCCCUAAGGGGUUUCCAACGUGGUCUGAUUUUUUUUGUGCAUGUUUGAUAGAAAAUAUUCUCAAAUAUGAUCACAGAUAAUUGAGAAAAUUUAGGUGGAAAUUGUAAUUCAGGAUCAAACUGAAGAAACGAAGUUUACCCUACAUCUAUUAGAUCUCUGAAAUUCUGUAAUCUAUCGCUUACAGUACUGGAUUUGGUGUGAGGGGAAAUGCUAAAGGACACUCAGGUUAACUGAUUGGUCGUGCUGGAGCAUGGCUUAAAUUUAAGACUAUGAGAAGACACAGAAACGAAGUUACAAUUGAAUUGCGGAAGAACAAAAGAGAUGAACAUCUUUUGAAAAAACGAAAUGUUCCCCAAGAAGAAAGUUUAGAAGAUUCUGAUGUUGAUGCUGACUUCAAAGCACAAAACGUAACACUAGAAGCUAUACUGCAGAACGCCACAAGUGACAACCCAGUGAUCCAGCUGAGUGCUGUUCAGGCUGCAAGAAAACUCCUAUCCAGUGACAGAAAUCCACCUAUCGAUGACUUAAUAAAAUCUGGAAUUUUACCGAUUCUGGUAAAAUGCCUAGAAAGGGAUGAUAAUCCUUCAUUACAAUUUGAAGCUGCGUGGGCAUUGACUAACAUAGCAUCAGGCACUUCUGCACAAACUCAAGCUGUUGUACAGUCUAAUGCAGUACCCCUCUUUUUGAGACUACUUCAUUCGCCACACCAGAAUGUUUGUGAGCAGGCUGUCUGGGCUCUCGGAAAUAUUAUCGGUGAUGGUCCUCAGUGUAGAGAUUAUGUCAUAUCACUGGGAGUUGUCAAACCUCUUCUGUCCUUCAUCAAUCCCUCCAUUCCCAUCACCUUCCUUCGGAACGUCACAUGGGUCAUUGUAAAUCUCUGCAGGAAUAAGGACCCCCCACCGCCUAUGGAGACAGUUCAGGAGAUUUUGCCAGCAUUGUGUGUUCUGAUUUACCAUACAGAUAUAAACAUUCUUGUGGACACCGUUUGGGCUUUGUCCUACUUAACAGACGGUGGCAAUGAGCAGAUACAGAUGGUGAUUGAUUCAGGAGUUGUACCUUUUCUAGUUCCCCUUCUGAGUCAUCAGGAGGUCAAAGUUCAAACAGCAGCACUGAGAGCAGUAGGCAACAUAGUAACUGGUACUGAUGAACAGACACAAGUUGUUCUCAACUGUGAUGUUUUGUCUUACUUCCCAAACCUCCUGACACAUCCAAAAGAGAAGAUAAACAAGGAAGCAGUUUGGUUCCUUUCCAAUAUCACAGCAGGAAACCAGCAACAAGUUCAGGCUGUAAUAGAUGCUGGGCUAAUCCCUAUGAUCAUACACCAGCUGGCUAAGGGUGACUUUGGAACACAGAAGGAAGCUGCUUGGGCAAUUAGCAAUUUGACAAUAAGUGGGAGAAAAGAUCAGGUUGAAUACCUCGUACAGCAAAAUGUAAUCCCACCAUUCUGUAAUCUACUCUCAGUAAAGGAUUCUCAAGUGGUACAGGUGGUGCUGGAUGGUCUGAAAAACAUCCUGAUAAUGGCUGGUGAUGAGGCUAGCACAAUAGCUGAAAUUAUAGAAGAAUGUGGAGGGUUAGAGAAAAUUGAAGCCUUGCAACAACAUGAGAACGAAGACAUUUAUAAACUAGCAUUUGAAAUCAUAGAUCAGUAUUUCUCUGGUGAUGAUAUCGACGAGGAUCCCAGUCUCAUUCCUGAAGCCACUCAAGGAGGUACUUACAAUUUUGACCCAACAGCCAACCUUCAAACAAAAGAAUUUAAUUUUUAAGUUCCAAAAAGUGCAGCUUCUCUGUCCCACACCAGUAUGAAGCACCACCAGAUGGCUACCAAGUAAAGAAACAAAAGGCUCCAAGACACACAUGCCUCUUCGUUUUGAUGCUUCUAAAGCAAGCCAUGUAUCAGUCACUUUGCAGUUGCCAAACGUCACUAUCACACGGACUGUAAAUGCAUAUGCAUGAUCUCUUAAACUGUUUCAGAAUUCUUUUUAACAGUCCCGACUACCUUUUUUUGCCUUUUUCCUGGUGCCACAUGCUGACAACCGCGAUCUGCAGUUUUGUUAAGAGAAUUCCAUAGUGGUGGCACAUUGGCUUUCCACGGAAAAGUAGCUUCUUUGGAAAAUUGGUGCGCUGUGGAUCAAGACACUUUGGUAUGAUGCGUACAUUUUGGAAGACUACAGGGGCCCAGUUUGCUCUGAGCCUCCAUCAUCGUCCUCCACAAACAUAUUUUCAUAUACUUUAUGUGGAAGAAUAGAUUAAAAAAUGCAAGCCAAAUGAUUUCAUUGGUGAAACUGAAAUAAAAGUAACUUAAACAAAAACAAACAACAACACAACACUUGGCGAUUAAUUAAACACUUAAGUUUAAAGCAAACAAAAAAACUACUUCAUCUAUCAGUAAUUGAUGUGUGUUCAUUAACUGCCUCAGAAACCAGGGUUGGAGAAUGAACUGUAGAUUUGGACUGGUAAAGCUUCUGCCAUUAUACCUAAUUUUUGAGAACAGCGAGCCCUAUUUGACCACUCACUUCAGCCUGUGUGUUCCUGCUGUUUUGAAGUAAUCAAAUGCUGUGCAUGGUAUUUUACCUGAGCUACAACCUGUUACGGACUUGAACUUCUGUUUAAGCUGAAAGCAAGAAUCCCAGACUGUAGAAAAAAAAAAAAAAUUCUGUCCAAAAAAAUGUAUUAGUUCAAAAGAAUCUUGCUUUCAACUUUCAGUAGUCAAUAUAUUUUGUUUUAAAUCGAUAAUUGGAUAUGGUUGAUUCAUAUUGGGUUUAAACUGUGGAGCUUUCAUGUUUACUGUAAUUUAGUCUUAAUCUAUUUUUUACUUAGUAACCAGUGCUUUUGAUGAUGUGGUUGGCAACAAACCAGCAACUACUUAGAAGCGUCAUAAAAGCUUCAUUCUUGGAGUACUGAAAGAGUUACUCAGAACCUAGUCUCCAAUCUUAGUCCCGUGAUUAAACAAGAUGCAAACUGGUUGUCGUGUGAGGCUGUAUGGAAGCUGCCGCUACUCAGCAAAAACCCGAUGUGCAGCGCACAUUAAAUAACUUUCCGUAAGGGAUGGGAGGUCACUGCUGUUGGAGAAUCGCCUGACCCAGUCAUUUGCAAAGGGAUCGUGGUAUCGCUGGGGUGAAGGUGGAUAAUUGUGAAAUUCCGUAAGCUGUCACACAAACUGGUUUUGUUGCUGUUGUUUACUGGGUGUAAUUUCCCAAUGCAUUGAUGUGAAGGGAUAGAAAAAUCUAAACUAAUUUAGUUAUUGGAUGUGGGUUGUAUUUACUGUGAUGAAGAUAAGGACAGAUGCCAUCAGAGCUUUGUGGAUCAGCUGUUUUUCCACUGAUGAACAACGCAUAGCAGGUGUGCAUUCAUUAAAUAUAUAUCUGCCAAGGUGGAGCCACUUUAAAGAGCGACUUGUCUUGUAUCCCAACCGGAUACAAGCGUAUGUUUAAACUGCAAGAUUUUUACUUGCUAGAUAAUCUGUUUUAAUAUAGUGGUUUGGCCUCUGAUUAUUUAUAGGUUUUAUAAAUUUUAGAAUCAAUUUCUCUUUAAGGUGGCUCAGAUUUUUCAACUCUCGUGCACAUAAAGUUGAGUUGAAGUUCAUUGUGCCUUUUUUCUUUUCCCAAAAGUUGAGUUGAAGCUUCAUAUGGUAACUGCAUCCUAUUCACACACUAUAGUCUAAAACCUUGAAAAUGUGUGGUGUUCGCUAAAAAACUAAACAAGAAGAAGUCAAAGUUAGGUAAGGUCACAAAGCUUUUGUGAAAUUAGAGCUCCGGCAGGUGUUAUUGUGAACAAAUAUUUCCCCUUCUAACUCGAUUUAGUUCCCCUCUCUGCCAUAUAGACUGACGGUUACCCUGCUCAGCCCGUGCUCACUCUUACCCUACGGAUUACCUACAAAUUGAUAUUAAAAUAACGGUUUUCCACUACUGUGAAGAUCUGAUCUUUUUCUUGCACUCGAUGCAUUACGUUAAAAGUGAACGUCGGCGAACUGAGUUGAGGCAAGACAAGGCGUUCGCUCAGUUCUUUCUGUUGUGACCUUAUCAGCUUUUGAUUGGGAUUGCACCAUCGCAUAGUUAAUAAAGGAAACAAAGUAUAUUGCUGCACUUUUACGUUUUCAGAACAGUGUUUAAAAUUGCAUUGUUUUUAUUAUUUUUUUAAACUAUCAGUUAAAAUAGACUAAAACGUUCUUUCAAAGAGGCAUCUAAAUGUGUUCCUAAUUUUGUAUAUGGGCUUAGGUUUUGUAACCAAUAAAAAGCUGCUAUCAAAUACUAUAAAAAAAAAUUCAAGAACUUAUUUUGAAAGUUACGAAACUGCUUAGUCUUCGCAGAUCAACCUAGGGGUUUUUGUCUUUGACUAGAUAUUAGUUAGCAGAACUCCACCUCAACGUCUGACGUAUGUUACAAGAAUGAAUAAAGUAAGCUAACGCUGUGGUCUCUGGAACUUG
This is a messenger RNA of Numida meleagris (helmeted guineafowl), 7793 nucleotides long. It is a transcript of the gene KPNA3, whose product is annotated as karyopherin subunit alpha 3. Lineage: Eukaryota; Metazoa; Chordata; Aves; Galliformes; Numididae. The record is from RefSeq and is a predicted model, not a curated record. The coding region runs from base 3640 to 5133 and encodes 497 amino acids. The transcript is spliced from 17 exons. Gene Ontology annotation, molecular function: nuclear import signal receptor activity; protein binding. Gene Ontology annotation, biological process: NLS-bearing protein import into nucleus. Gene Ontology annotation, cellular component: nucleoplasm; nucleus; cytoplasm.